CACGAGCCACCAAGCCCAUAGCAUCGAGAGGCAGACAUUUCCAGCCCAAUGCCUCGAGCGCCCACGCCUUCAACCACGAUGUCGCAUCAAAAUGCUGAUGGCCCUGUGGCGAAGCGCCAGAAGGUAUCCCGGGCUGUCGAUCCCACCAAGCCGCCAGCCAGUUCAUCACGCAUUUUUGCUCCAUUCCGAACCGUCGGUCUCGUCUCUCCCACAAGCGUCCCAUUCACAUCCAUCCCUCUUGGCAAGACCACGUUCCAAAUCACAACCUCUGUUGGCAAAUCUCUCCAGACGUACGAUCUGCGCCGCGGCCUCAACCUCGUCUUCAUGACUAGACCCCAGACACCACUCGAAAUCACGGCCACGUAUGCGUGGAAGGAGAAGGUCCUGGCUGCAUGGGGCGGUGGUGUGGAUGGCGCGGCACAGGGUCUCUGGAUAUUCCAGCGGGGCAAGAAGGUUGACGAGCUCACAUUGCCAUCCGACAUCAAAGAACCCAUCAGGCAGAUCAUUGUUUUCGGUACCUGGAUCGUUGCUGCAGCUUCUACAAGGAUUGAAAUCUUCAAGUCUGCGACUCUAGAGCACUACACCACCAUCCACACCAUGGCUGCGAGCCAGCGGGGCAAUGAGAUCACUGGAGGCAUUACUAGCAUGCCUACGUUUUUGAACAAGAUUUUUGUUGGGCGGAGAGAUGGCUGGGUCGAGAUUUGGAAUGUCAGCACGGGAAAGCUGAUCUACACAAUCUUGCCGCCGUCCUCUGACUGCGGCGCAGUUACCUGCAUGGAACCGACUCCCGCCUUAUCCUUGAUGGCCAUUGCAUACAACAAUGGUCCCUUGGUCAUCACAAACAUACUUACCGACAAGCGUGUUCUUCAGAUUGAGGCCGGGAACGCCGAUGCUCCAGUCAACUGCAUAUCUUUCCGUACCGAUGGGAUGGGCGCUGGCCACGACGGGCGCAAAGACGGCGUCAUGGCGACGGCGACUGCGGCGACUGGCGACGUGACGUUCUGGGAUCUGAACAGUGGUGGUCGUGUCAUGGGCGUUCUCCGCAGCGCCCAUAACCCCCCAUCCCGUGACGGUCGCAGCAUACGAGGAGGCGCUAGCAAGGUCGAGUUUCUCGCCGGACAGCCUGUGGUAGUAACCAGCGGCCUCGACAAUUCGCUGAAGUCCUGGAUUUUCGACGCUACCCCGUUUUCGCCCGUCCCUCGGAUUUUGCAUUCUAGGAGCGGCCACUCUGGGCCGGUCAAUUGUCUCCAAUUUCUUCCCACCGACUUCGAUGGCGCUGAGGCUGGUAACAAGUGGCUGCUCAGCGGCGGCCAGGACAGAAGCCUUUGGGGCUGGAGCUUACGCCGCGAUGGUCAGAGCACGGAACUAAGUCAAGGCAACAUUCGAAAGAAAGCCAAAAAGGUCGGGAUCCUGUCGACGAAUGCGCUGGCACAUGGGCCAACAACUACAUUGGAAGAUCUCAAGGCCCCCGAGAUUACGUGCAUUGCCACCUCGCUUAACCGGGAUGGUGGCAUUGGGGCAAUUCCUGGGAAGCAACCCAUGUGGCAAAAGGGCCAGGUCCAAGGUAAAGCGAAUGACGCUGAAGUCAGUGGCAUGACCGGUUGGGAAAGUGUCGUCACUGCCCAUAAGGGAGACGCCUAUGCUCGAACAUGGUUCUGGGGUCGCAAGCGUGCUGGUCGUUGGGCGUUCCCAACUGAUGAUGGCACUCACGUGUCGACCGUUGCAAUCAGUCCUUGUGGCAGCUUCGCCGUCGUGGGCUCCGAAGGGGGCAGCAUCGAGACUUUCAACCUCCAAUCUGGCAUGCGGCGACAGCGAUUCCCGUCGAAAUUGACGCCUGCGCAAGCUCGUCAGGUGCGAUUGCAGCAGCUCAGACAAGCUGAUGACGUCGCACAGCUGCAAUCCGAGUCUGGCAGAAGGUUUCCUCCUGGAACCGGCAAGCAUACCAAAGCAGUGACCGGCAUCAUCGUCGACUCGAUGAACAAGUUCCUCAUAUCUUGCUCGCUCGAUGGCAAAAUCAAGUUUUGGGACUUCCUCACUGGGACUUGUCUGGAGCAGCUUGACUGGGCGCCAAUGACGGCACCGAUAGCUUGCAGAUAUCACGCCGCCAACAAUCUCUUAGCCUUUGCUUGCGAUGACCAGUCUAUACGCAUCGUCGACAUGGAGACGAAGAAGACUAUCCGAGAGUUCUGGGGCCCGCAAGACGCCAUCACCGACAUUUGCUUUUCCAACGAUGGCCGGUGGGUGAUCGCUGCUUCUCGAGACCGAAUUGUCCGUGUCUGGGACUUGCCAACCAGUCACUUGAUUGAUGCUAUUCGACUUGAGCGUCCCUGCACCGCCCUUUCGAUGUCGGUGACUGGAGAGUACCUCGCCGCCACAGUUGAGGGCAAGCCAGGUGUCACUAUUUGGACGAAUAAGGCGCUGUUCAAGCAUGUUCCAACACGACAAAUAUCCGAAAAGGAGAUUUUACUGGUAUCGGCCCCCACGGUCUCUGGCGAAGGCAACCAGGGCAUGGUGGAUGGCGCCUAUGAGGAUGAUCAGUCGGAAUCAGACGAUGCCGUUGUGGCCCCAACUGUGGAGCAAUUGAGCUCUGAUAUGAUGACUUUGAGUCUGGUUCCAAAGAGCCGUUGGCAGACUCUUCUACAUCUCGAUCUCAUCAAGGAGCGCAACAAGCCCAAGGAGGCCCUCAGAGCACCCGAAAAGGCCCCUUUCUUUUUGCCAUCGACCACUGGUGCAGCCCCUUUUGCUGGCCAGCAGAAUUCUACCAAUGUCUCCGAAGAUGACAGCAAGUCCCGGAUCACCAAGCUUGACAGGGCCCGUUUCGAAGAACUCUUCACUACGAAGCUCCGCUCAGCAGCGGCAUCGAACAAUUACGAUGAAUUUAUUGAGCAUUUGAAGUCAUUAUCGCCAUCCAGCGCUGAUCUCGAGCUGCGGUCUCUAUCUGUCGGUGGUGGUGAUGAGGAGGAAAACGAGCUCUUGCAUUUUAUCCACGCGCUCACGGCGCGACUCAUGGCGCGCAAGGACUACGAGGUGACACAGGCCUGGAUGACCGUUUUUCUCCGCCUUCAUUUUGAUGUCGUGAUGGAGAGCACGACUCUACUUGCCGCGCUGGAACAAUGGAAAACACACCAAGAACAGGAAUGCAGCCGCUUGGAUGACCUGGUUGGCUAUUGCAGUGGUGUUGUCAACUUUCUCCGGAGUCCGAGGACGUAGUCGGCAGGAGGUCUCCUUCCAGACAGAGCGAAGUGGACAGUGACACCAAGAAGCCCCCCAGAGUCUUCGAAAUACAGUUUUCUCUGGAUGACUACAAAAAGGUUCUUAUUUAGCCUUCAACGACCCCCCUUUCGGGUUGUUCAUAUAUCACACUUUAAAGCUGAAGUGGCACGGUGUUUGGGGCACUCGCAGCGAACGAUCUCGGGGAUCAAAGUGGCGGCGGCGAGAAGGUCGCCGUUCAAGCUCAAGCGCCUAACGCGCUAUAUUCAAUACCUCUGCCCAACUUCAUUUGGACGACAAACCUAGCAAUGCUUACGUCGGAUUGCUUGCGUCUCGACGCAAGGUGCCGAGUUUGUCCACGAAUCGAAAGAUCUUGUUGUUUUCAUAGAGUUAGGUAGCCUGCACGAGUGUUCGUGCCUUCCGCCUAAAAGCGAGGACUCGAUCUGAAUACCGUUAGAUGGGCGCAUGUGCAACAAAUCACCCUGCAGUGUGGAGAGUCGAGAC
Molecule: messenger RNA, 3714 nt
Organism: Purpureocillium takamizusanense
Lineage: Eukaryota; Fungi; Ascomycota; Sordariomycetes; Hypocreales; Ophiocordycipitaceae
Gene: UTP21
Product: rRNA-processing protein utp21
Exons: 3
Coding region: 49-3210 (1053 amino acids)
Biological process (GO): rRNA processing
Cellular component (GO): Pwp2p-containing subcomplex of 90S preribosome; small-subunit processome
Molecular function (GO): protein binding
Source: RefSeq, a predicted model, not a curated record